ACGCCAUCCACGAAACGUUGAGCAAUUGUGCGUCAUCCUACCUUGCGCCGGCGCGAUUGGAACACGAGAUAUGCUCCCGGCCUGAAGCUUGCCUGACUUACUAUAUACCGACCAAUGUCUCUCACAGCGAAUUGUCGAUAGCCUGUCGUCUCCGAUCCGAACCCAGCCGCGUACGGCAGCUUCCAUAACGAUGCCCCCCCGCCGGCGCACUCUCUCGCUCAUCCUCUUCCUAGCGGCAACAUUCUACCUCUUCUAUCACCUUCCCGCGCGCCCACCACCUACGCCUUCGCCCCGCACUACUGUUCACGAAGAAACGAUCGAUGAAGCAUACAAAUACUUUGGCUUCACACGGGGGAUCAGCAUCUUCCAACCGGACAACUACACUAAGCACCUGGUCCUCCCGUGCACGCCACAAGACGACAUCUCGUGGCUCUCCGCGCUCCCGCCAUGGCUCAAACUCACCCCCAAGGUCUACCACGUCCCCACGACCUCCUCAUCCACGCUCCCGCCGGGCGCGCUCACCGUCCCCAAAAACAAAGGCAACGAAGCCAUGACCUACCUGACGUACCUGAUCAACCACUACGACACGCUGCCGGACCUCGUAGUGUUCACGCACGCGUCCAACAUCGCCUGGCACAACAACGACAUGCACAUGCUCAGCACGGCGCUGAUGCUGCGGGAGCUGAACUACCACCGGGCAGCGCGGCUCGGGUUCAUGAACCUGCGGUGCCACUGGGACCCCGGCUGUCCCUCGUGGAUCAAGCCCCACAACAGCCGCUACACCCCUGACAAGGGCGAGGAAAUGUACUUCCACCGCGAGUUCAGGAAGCUUUUCCCCGGCGUGAGGUUGCCCGAAACCCUGGCGAGCGCGUGCUGCGCUCAGUUUGUUGUUGCCCGCGACAGGAUCCGGGGGAAUACCCGCGAGGAGUAUGUUCAAUGGCGCGAGUGGCUGCUGCAUACAGACCUGGUCGAUCGGUACUCCGGCAGGAUUAUGGAGUAUCUCUGGCAUUACAUGUUCUCGGAUAGAGACAACAGAACCACCACGGUUUGCCCGAGCGAGUACGCUUGCUACUGCGACGGAUACGGUAUGUGUUUUGGCAGCGAGGAGACGUAUCGGAAACAUCUGGCUACCGGGAAGGAUGCGGCAGAUAUCGAGAAGCAGUUGAAGCAGUAUGUGGAGGAGGGACCGAAGAAGGGGGAGAAUAGGGAGGAUAGGGAGGAUAUCCUGAGGCAGAUGAGGAAGAGGAUUGAGGAGGCUCAACAGGUGCUGAUGAAAGAGAUCGAUAUUGCGAGGGAGAGAGGGAGGGAUGCGGAGGUGAGGAGGAGCGAGGUGAGUGUGGACGAAUUUACGGAGAUGAAGAACAAGUAGAAGGGAGGCCUUUUCGAUUACUGGGAUGUAGAGUGGGAGUUUUGCAUUUGCGAGGGGAUCCUGUGAUUUUGAUGGGAUAUUUCUCGUUCGGUGGGGUAUAGAGUACUCCAUGUCGAGCUGCCCGAGUCUCAUGCCUGGAGUCGAUAAACUAUAUACGGCCGAGUCGGAUUUGCUGUUGAGACAGACAGAGCGGGGGCAUAAUUCUUUGGGUGAUACGGUACAUCAUUCAGGUCCAGUGUGCCCGACGGCGUUCCGCUUUCUGCCCUCCGGAGUCGGAGAGCGGAGGUAGAAAGUGCAAAUGCUAAACAGAGCUCUGCUGACCGGCUUCUCACCUUCGUCACGGCCUCUCGUGAAGAAGACCACCUAUGCUGAG
Molecule: messenger RNA, 1742 nt
Organism: Tricharina praecox
Lineage: Eukaryota; Fungi; Ascomycota; Pezizomycetes; Pezizales; Pyronemataceae
Exons: 1
Coding region: 191-1369 (392 amino acids)
Source: RefSeq, a predicted model, not a curated record